AUGAAAAUUUUAAAUUUUUAAAUAGAGGAUUAAUUGCAAUAAUUUCACUUUGAUCUCUUUAACGACACAAUGAACAACUAAUAGGACAUUGAAUACACUCAUUAUUAUGAAGACUUAAGAAUCUUCCGUUAAUAAAAUCUGGGCAUUUUACGCAAAUAUUUUAAUUAUUUCUUUUAAUACAUUAAACACAAUUUUCAGGACAUGUUCGAAUACAUUGAUUAUUGUAAAGUUCAUAUCCAGUUUAACAAAAUUUGCAUCUGACUUCAUAAUCUUCAAUAUUUUUAGAAGUGCCAAAAUCAAUAAAGGAAUGUGAUUAUAAAUUAUCAUCAAUAGCAGACCUGUAAUAAGAUCGAAUUUCAGUUUUCCAGUUGUCCUUUGAUUUUUUAUCCUAUUAGUAACACG
Molecule: messenger RNA, 402 nt
Organism: Paramecium octaurelia
Lineage: Eukaryota; Ciliophora; Oligohymenophorea; Peniculida; Parameciidae
Source: the annotation of a GenBank genome assembly